Molecule: messenger RNA, 756 nt
Organism: Lactuca sativa (garden lettuce)
Lineage: Eukaryota; Viridiplantae; Streptophyta; Magnoliopsida; Asterales; Asteraceae
Molecular function (GO): nucleic acid binding; zinc ion binding
Source: RefSeq, a predicted model, not a curated record
AUGCACUGCAACAACUAUAAUAAAAAAGGGCAUAUUGCCCGUUAUUGUAGGGAUUCUGCCGAACAAGCCAACCCGGCCGCCAACGUCGGAGCAAGCCGAGCUUGUUACUGUUGUGGGGAAACUGGGCACUGCAAGUGGGACUGCCCAAAAGCUAAAAACACAAACACCGGUGGUGUCGGAAGGAUUUUGGCCUUAGGACAGGGGGAAGCAAGGGAAGACGCCGUGGUGGUUACCGGUACGCUUCUCCUCGAUAACUCAUAUGCAUGCAUAUUAUUCGAUAGUGGAGUGAAGAGGAGUUUCGCUAGCCACAAAUUCAAAAAAUUAUUAAGAAAAAAUCCCCAAUCACUAAAAGAUACAUACAUCGUAGAAAUGACUAAUGGAAAUACAGAAAGCACUAAUGACAUAUACUCAGGAUGUACCCUCACUCUACACAAUCACUCAUUCAAAAUAGAUCUAUUGCCGGUUUCGAUAAAAAGAUUUGACAUCAUCAUUGGCAUGGAUUGGUUAUGUUCAAAUCGUGCUGACAUUUUGUGUUACAAAAGGGUCGUACACCUUAACCUUUCGAGUGGCGAAACUCUUGUCGUCUACGGCAACAAACCUAGUGUAAAACUACAAAUCAGCUCUUGCGUCAAAACCCAACAGUAUCUCCGCAAGGAAUACCACGCCUUCUUAGCCCACGUAGUGGAUAAGAAACAUGAGGUGAAGAACAUCAAGGACAUUACGGAGGUCUGUAAUUUCUCGGACGUAUUCCCAUAA